AGCGUAAUUACAGUUCAUAUCUGAAAAUCCAAAACAUUUAAAUAUCCUUUUAUUCAUCCAACUUCCAAUAUUUCACCGUCGAUUACAAUUUCCGUCUACGAUGUCAACGGCGAGAGCCGGUAACGAUGAGAGCUCUAACGGAGUCGACCCGACUCCGUUACUUUCGGACCCGGUCUUUAUGAGCCGACGUUUAGCGCGACGCGCCCCAAGCCUAAGAGGAGCGGCUCGAUUUCUGCGACGCGCGAGUAGCCGUCGAAUGAUGCGUGAGCCAUCAAGGCGCGUGAGAGAAGCUGCAGCUGAGCAAAUAGAAGAACAACAAAGCGAUUGGGCGUAUUCUAAACCAAUAGUGAUAUUAGAUCUUAUCUGGAACUUAGCUUUCGUUAUUGUUUCAGUUUCUGUGUUGAUUUUGAGCCUUGAUGAGUCACCGAACAUGCCUUUAAGGCUUUGGAUUAUUGGAUAUGCGCUACAGUGUUUGCUUCAUAUGGUCUGUGUUUGUGUUGAGUAUUAUAGAAGACGUAUUCAGCUUAGCGAGGAAUCAUCGAAUUCUGAGCAGAGAAAUGCUGCUGCUGGAGGCUGGAAUAGUUCGAGUGACGGAAGUGAUGGAGGGGAAGCUGCUGAUUAUCAGUCCGAAAGGCGUCAAAAUGAGGAUGAAACUAGUGUUGCUAAGCAUCUGGAGUCUGCAAAUACCAUGUUUUCUUUCAUUUGGUGGAUAAUCGGUUUCUAUUGGAUAUCUGCUGGUGGUGAAACUUUGACCCAUGAUGCACCUCAACUUUACUGGCUUUGUCUCACAUUUCUAGCAUUCGAUGUAUUUUUUGUUGUUAUAUGUGUUGGUGUGGCAUGUCUCAUUGGAAUUGCUGUUUGUUGCUGUCUCCCAUGUAUCAUCGCUAUUUUAUAUGCAGUGGCAGACCAGGAAGGAGCAACCAAGGAAGACGUUGAGAGAUUGCCUAAAUACAAGUUUCGACGACUUGGUGAUUUUGAAAAACAAAAUGGCGAGAUUCAAGAAUCAUUUGGAGGAGUAAUGACUGAAUGUGACACUGAUACACCCAUCGAGCAUGUUCUUCCGCUGGAAGAUGCUGAAUGUUGCAUUUGCCUUUGUGCCUAUGAAGAUGGAAUUGAGCUGCGUGAGCUCCCUUGUCGUCACCAUUUUCAUGCUGCCUGCAUAGACAAGUGGUUGUACAUAAAUGCAACUUGUCCUCUUUGCAAGUUCAAUAUACUUAAAAAUGGCAACCAGAGCAGCAGUGAAGAAGCAUAAGCUUGUGUAAUACUGUAUAUGCAGCCAUCACAAUGAAGAUCUUGUUGUACCUCUGGGUGUUUGUACCUGGUUCAAUCUCUAGUAGGUGCUUGUAUUCAUACGUCCUAGCACUCGCUUCUCUUGUCAUGUUGAGUGUGUUUUUGUGGGCUUACAUGUCUGUAUAACUUUCUUGUUCUAUGUCUCAUGUAGAUGUUUAAUUUAAUGUGAGUUACAUUUAUGAAAUCUCAUCAUCUUGUAUCUUGAUGUUUUAUACGACUCACAGAAUCAUGAAUGUAAAGGUAAUCGGACCUAUUUUCUUCUUUCC
Lycium barbarum (goji berry) is the source of this 1556-nucleotide messenger RNA. RefSeq names its product E3 ubiquitin-protein ligase At1g63170-like. The record is from RefSeq and is a predicted model, not a curated record. The transcript has 5 exons. NCBI's taxonomy places the organism in Eukaryota, Viridiplantae, Streptophyta, Magnoliopsida, Solanales, Solanaceae. The coding region runs from base 101 to 1252 and encodes 383 amino acids.